GUGUUUGAAGUAGAAAAUGGAAACCGAAGGAGAAAACUAACCUCCACUGGUGUGUAGGGCUAUGGAAUGCGAUGAAGGCAAAAGAACAUUCCUUUCAUCAUCUGGAUGUCCAUUCAUGUCGCAAGAUAAAUCUUGGAGCCGUGGACCGGAAAGGAAAAAUUACAGGAAACUGGAUUUUUACGUAAAAAACUACGAAAUUACGACUUCUGUGGGUCGUCUAGAAAAUGACGUCAAAGCUAAUGUCAAAUUCUUCAGGGGCCAUUCAAGGAAGUCAUGUGGGGAUGAUGAUGAUCAGAUUUUUAGUUUGAAUGAUCAACUAAUAAAAAAGAAAGAAAAAAUAAACCCAGUUAUAAAAGAAAACUCAUUUGGAAUGGAUAGGCCACUUUUUUCAGGAAAGGCUAUUUCGACUUUGGAACCUGAUCGUUAUUUCACAGAAGACAUGAAUAAUAAAGAAAGCGAAAGGAUCCCCCUGACUUUAAGUGAUAAUCAUUCAGGUACUUAUGAAUCUUUUGUGUCGCGAGACAACUCUAUUAUCUAUUGCUGCCAUGGUAAUGCCGCAGAUGAAUGCUGCAAUAACGUGAACGGUAAAUUGCCAGAUAUGUCCCCAAACUCCAGACGAGAAAGCAUUUUGACAGAUUCUCAUUGCCAUGAUGAAAACGAGGUAGGAGUCGAUAAAGUUGCUCGACGUCGAUUAGUGCUAGCUAGUGUUCUUUGUUUGCUUUUCAUGGUAGGCGAAGCCGUUGGUGGCAUUUUAGCAAACUCGUUGGCCAUCGCCACAGAUGCUGCGCAUUUACUAACGGAUUUCGCAAGUUUCAUGAUAAGUUUGAUGGCCAUAUGGGUAGCAUCAAGACCAGCAACUAAGCGUAUGAGCUUCGGAUGGUACAGAGCUGAGGUGAUUGGAGCUCUGACGUCUGUGCUCUUAAUAUGGGUGGUUACGGGUGUCCUUGUAUAUAUGGCAGCUCAGAGAAUAAUAAAUGAAGAGUAUGAAAUUGAUGCUGAAAUAAUGCUUAUUACAGCGGCUGUUGGCGUUGGCGUUAAUGUAAUAAUGGGAGUUGCCCUUCAGGCUGGUGGCGUAUCUCACGGUCACAGCCACGGUGGAUCUGAAACGAAAAAGCACGGCCAUCAGCAUGAAGCAUCCGGGAAAGACAAUAUAAACGUCCGUGCUGCAUUUAUACAUGUCAUCGGCGAUUUUAUCCAAAGUCUUGGCGUACUUAUUGCUGCACUUGUCAUUUAUUAUAAGAAAGAAUACGCUAUAGUGGAUCCCAUUUGCACGUUUUUCUUCUCCAUCCUAGUGCUUAUUACAACCUUUGCCAUUUUAAGGGAGACUCUCAAUGUGUUGAUGGAAGGUAUGCCUAAAGGGAUGAAUUUCCAAGAAGUGAUGAAGCUUAUUUACACAAUACCAGGUGUGGUGAAAGUGCACAAUCUAAGAAUUUGGUCUCUAAGUAUGGAUAAAACAGCUCUGUCUGCUCACCUUGUUAUCGCAUCAGGGGAAAAUCCGAUUACUAUUUUAAAGAAGGCAUCGAGCAUCAUUAGAAGAGAUCUAGGUGUCUUUGAUUUGACGCUGCAAGUGGAGGAAUACAGAGAAGACAUGCAGGACUGCACUAAAUGCAAAGAACCAAAAGACUGAAGAACUUAUGUGUGUUUUUGCUGGUGGCAAACACGCAUUUUAUUCAGAAAAUAUGGAAAAAUUAAUGAAAUGUGCCGCAUAAAAUUUAUAUACGAUAUCGGCGCUUUUCUCAAACACGCUAUUACUCUUCCCGUGCAUUCUGGGAAUAUGACUCUUUACUCUGCAAAGAAGGAAAAGAAGAAAACCCUUCGAAUUGUAUUUUUAAAGACCCCAUUAAAAAAGUUAAGUAAAAGUG
Stegodyphus dumicola is the source of this 1862-nucleotide messenger RNA. Its product is annotated as proton-coupled zinc antiporter SLC30A2-like. NCBI's taxonomy places the organism in Eukaryota, Metazoa, Arthropoda, Arachnida, Araneae, Eresidae. Gene Ontology annotation, biological process: response to zinc ion; zinc ion transmembrane transport. Gene Ontology annotation, molecular function: zinc ion transmembrane transporter activity. The record is from RefSeq and is a predicted model, not a curated record. Gene Ontology annotation, cellular component: plasma membrane.